AUGGAACUCGAGGAAAUCAUCAAACCCUACACUCUAGCCCCGGAGCCGCCGAAGCGGCCGGGGGCGGAGGCAGGCCCUGCAGCAAAGCGGCAUUUGGGGGACACAGCAGCAGCAGCAGCAGCAGCAGCAGCAGGAGGUGCAGCAGCAGCUGCUGCUGCUGAAGCCGGGGGGGCCCUCGGGGGCAACACAGGAAAACUGUCUUUAGAAGAUCUGCCAGAUGAAAUUGACGCCAAUGCCGUUGAGAAGAUCCUGGAGCAAGCUGAUGAGAUGCACGUCGAGGAAAUCACAGAGGCCUCCAUUAAGCGCUGCGCUGCUCAGCUCGAAAGGAGAAUUAAAAAAAAUCAACACGAUAGAAUCAAAUUCGCAAACAAUCCCGAAAAGUGGAUAAAGUCGGAGGUGGACUUGGACGAGGAGCUGAAGCGAUGGUCGCAGGUGGCGGCUUCUCCGAGUUUAUUUCCGCAAAUGUUUGAAAAUGGAGUUUUUGAUUUAUUAGUUUCUCUUUUGUCGCAUGCAAACACAGACUUAGCUGUCGAUACAGCCGAAGUGCUCACGGAACUCACCGAGGCCGACACCGUCAUGGAGGCGCCGGACCCCGAGGGGGUGGUGGGCCAGUUGAUGGGAAGCCACUUGCCCGAAAUGGUGGUGGAUCUUUUGUGCCGCCUCAAAGAAGAUGGAGGAGAAGACGACGCGCUGGGCAUCAGCAGCUGCCUAACUGUAAUAGAAAACUUAAUUGAAUUAAAUCCUUCUUUAUCUUUAACACUAACUCAGUCUCAGAAGCUUCCGGCGUUUCUAUUUCGCCGGAUCCGGGGCCCCCCGGGGGCCCCGGGGGCCCCCGGGGCAGCAGCAGCAGCAGGGGGCCCCCCGGGGGCCCCCGGGGGCCCCCCGGCUGCUGCGAACGGGUUUGUUGUAGACGGGGCCCGGCUGCAUGCAGCAGAAGUGCUCACGCUGCUGCUGCAGCACUUGGGGGCCCCCGAAAAGGCCCAAAUAGGAGGCAGAAAUGGGGCAGAUGGAGUUGACAAGUUGCUGCGGGCCAUCGCGCCUUACCGGAAGAAAGACCCGGAGAGUUCGCAAGAGGAAGAACUCGUCCUCAACUUGUUCGACUCCCUCUGCAGUUUGCUCCUAGUGGAGUCCAACAGGGAAUUGCUGGGCAAGCAGCAAGGGGUGGAGCUGAUGCUUAGGAUUAUAAAAGAGAGGCGGCACUUCACGCCCCAGGCCGUGAAGGCCCUGGACUUCGCACUGAUGGACUCCGCGUACAACUGCAACACUUUUGUAGAACGUUUGGGACUUCGAUUUCUUUUUUCGAUGUUUUUGGGAAAAGAAAAAGAUCCAAAAAAGAAACAAAAGACAAAUGACGAGCUCACAGGCAAGUGCUUUUCAAAAAAGAAAAAAAGAAAAGAACUUCUUUUUGCUUUCAAAAGAAAAGAAAUUAUUUUUGUUCUUAAUGCCGAGAGAGUUUUUGCCUGA
Molecule: messenger RNA, 1464 nt
Organism: Eimeria tenella
Lineage: Eukaryota; Apicomplexa; Conoidasida; Eucoccidiorida; Eimeriidae
Product: nuclear associated protein, putative
Exons: 8
Coding region: 1-1464 (487 amino acids)
Cellular component (GO): spliceosomal complex
Source: RefSeq, a predicted model, not a curated record